Ectocarpus sp. CCAP 1310/34 is the source of this 2779-nucleotide messenger RNA. Lineage: Eukaryota; Phaeophyceae; Ectocarpales; Ectocarpaceae. The record is from the annotation of a GenBank genome assembly.
UCGUUGCUUCGGGCGGAGCCGGAGAGAGAGAACAGCGACUGAGAGGGAGAGGGAGAGAUGGCGUCAUACUGGGUAUCGCAGGAGAGGUACUUUUGCAAGUACUGCAAAGUGUGGCUUUCCAACCAUCAAGCGAGCAUUCGCAAUCAUGACCAAGGCAAGAAGCACGUCGAGAUCGUCGCCGAGUUCUUCCGUAAGAAGCGCGAGGACAAGCUCAAGGGGGCGCAGAGCGAGUCGGACCUGAAACGGCAGAUGGAGAGGAUCGAAAAGGCGGCGCAAUUAGCGCAUGAGAAAGACCUCGCCAUGUUCGGCGGCGCCGGGGCCGGAUCAGGAUUGGGCGCAGGAUCCGCGGGACCUCCACCCCCCCCUCCUCCACCGGGAGGCCCGCCGAAGCCGCCCCCGCCUCCGCCACCAGGAGCCCCGCCCCCGCCGCCCCGCCGGCCGAGUAGCGACGAAGCGACCGACCGCCCUCCGCCCCCGCCCCCCCCCGGGUCGCCUCCCGGCCGAACUAGUAGUCGGGACGGAGACACGCCGCCGCCGCCGCCGCCGCCGGCAAGGCCUGCAAGUGGAAACCCGUCAGUUCGGGCCGGUGAUGUAAAGAGCGAGGAGGGGGCAGCGGCUGGGCGGGAGGGGAGCGGCGGCGGCGGAGGAGGAGCUGCCUGGGACGGGGUGUUCGAGGAGGGAGGGCAGUGGUAUCUGGACGGACAGAUACAUCGAGACAAGCUUGCCGUCGACGCCGCCUGCCAGUACUUCCUGAAUUCAGAGGGCCUGUGGGUCGAUGCGGUAGUGCUAGCGUUGGCCGACUCGGAACAACCACCACAUGACGCUACCGCUGCUGGUGAUGCCUCGGCUGGAAUCAUGGCGACCACUCGGCGGUUAGACCUCGCCUACUUUGAGGCAGGUGCUGAGAAGGAGACGGUUUUGAGAGGGGUGGAGGCGGCGGCGGUGCGUCUUCCGGCCGGGGAGGGGGGGGCGUGGCCCGCCCCUCGGGAGAUGCCUCCUCCUCCACCACCGGACGAGAACACCGGGCUAGGGGGAUGGCAGACGGUAAGCGUACGCAUGGUGGACGUGGCUGCGGAGGCGGAGGCCAGGCGCGUAAAGAAGGAGGUCAAGAAGGCGAAGAGGCAAAAACGGGAGGAAAAAACAGAGCGAGAGAAGAUGUUGGUGGAAGCGAUGGACGCGGACGACGCCAUGGGGUCCUACGACCCGUGGGGCACCGGCAAGUACAAGGGUUUCGAGAUAGCGAACGAUGCUCCCCGCGGCCCCGAGGAGGAGGCGGCGGGCGCCGGGGGUGGGGGUGACGGUGGACCGGCGGUGGCGUUCAAGAAGAGGAAGGGCCCCGGCAACAAGGGCAAAUUCAGGAAGAAGGCCAGGGAUGAUGAUGAGUGAAACGUUGGCGGAGGAGGGGGUCUGCACCCCCCCCAGGAUGUGUGCAGCGUGUGUUCGCCGGUGCCCGGAGGGAUUGCCGCCCGGGUGUUUGCGGAGAUAUGAGCGACAUAGCAAUAUGAAAGAAAGCACCAAGUAGUGGGACGCGUUUUUGGUGUGCCUGACUGCGUGCGUGAAGGUGGCAUUAGUGUCAUGACGAUUGCUAUCUUCUCCUGGUGGGUCGUGACAGACCCGAGAUUUGGGGGCCGUUUUCUGCCCAGCCAGCUCGUUUUCACGUUUUUUGCCUGCGUAUCGAGCUGGUGUAUUAGAAAAGGUUAGAACCAAGCCCCCGUUAAACAACAAGGCUGUAAGACCCCUCGUCGUGUGCUAUCACGCGGGGCGAGAAAUCGGACAAUGUGCGGAUAUGCAGUUUCAUGGGAUAUGUCUCCCGCCGGGUCCCUUCCAGUGACUUGCAGAUACGUACUCCACAGAGGAAGCUAUUGAAUCAUUAUUACACGCGUGCUCAAAUUACACAUUGCGUGCAUUUAGUCAAUUCGUUGCCUUGGCACAAGCAACGAUACACGGGAUAACUGAAUAUUACGUUACUUCCGCAGGUGACAAACGUUCCCUGAGCUUGAGCGUGAAUGGUGCGUAAGAAUGAUACUGCGUUCAUUUGUCCAAACUGUGGUUGCCACGAUAAGGGUCGGAAGAAGGAGUGAAAAAAGCUCAAUCAGUGAAAUCAUUAUCACGAUCAAGGCCGGUGGAGUGAAACAGGCCAUGGUCCGCGUCCAGUCCGAAAUAGCAGGCAACCAAUAUGUAGUCACCUCACCCUACCUAGGUUUCUCAAGCGCACACACGUGAAACUCCAACAAGUGGCACACCGACGACCGUCUUUUGCUACUGCAGGAUACUACAAGGCCCAGACGGGUCAUUCACUCGUCAUUCACUGUACGCAAGAUGUGAUAUACUCGACCCGUCUUUUCGCACAUUGCACAUCUCUCGACACCAUGAAGGUGUCCUCGUCUACUGCUGUAGCUAGCUAUCGGCGUCGUGAGCUUCUUCGACGAUGAUAGCUUCGCCGGUGUUCAUCGCUGAGUGGAAUGAUGGUGAAAUCACCAAACCAUUAUCACACCAUGACCCACCCCGCAGUGCAUCGCUGAUUGAGCACAUGUAGCAGACGACAUCCGUGGGGAGUGCUCUUUCCGGACGAGACCGAGUCGUGCGUGUCGCUUUCUUGAUGAGACGAUGAGACAACUGAAAGUUGGGGAUGGCGCGUAGUACUUGCCCGUGUGGGAUCUAGUCUUGUUUGAAUGACGAUUUCAACAUCUGGACGGCAAACAUGUCUACACCAGGUUGAAAUCGGCACUAUGCGCAUUCUUGGGUCCUGGUUGUACCACUACGAACGGUUGGACGGCUG